GUGGGAGGUGUCCCUGGGAUGAGCCUGACCCUUAUCUUGCCAGCCAGCUGCAAGGGGAUUAUCUGGGAACAGAGCUAUGCACACUCUUGCGCUGGCUGGGCUGCCUCGAGACCUUUCUCUUGUGUUGUAAAGCCAGCAAGAAAGCAAGAAUUGAGCUACUCUGAGCUCUCGCGUCUCCAGUGGAGGACACCAAGUUCACCCAACUUUAGAAGCUCAUCCUCAGAACAAAACAACAAAAGACCUUGGCUGUGGUGUCAGCCCUAGAGUGUGUGGUGUCUGGUCUCCACCUCAUCCAAUCUCACCAGGGAAGUGUUUGCAGAGGAAAAUGAACAGUGGAAUUCUCUUGUCCCUCCUUGGCUUCCUCCCACUUGUGAUACCCAUAUGCCCUGUGCCAUGCAGGUGCACCACCAACAUUACUGACUGCUCACUGAAAAACCUGACUGUAGAAAACCUGCCCACUGCCUUCCGUCCCUCGGCUGAAAUCAUCCACCUCGGUUCCAACAGGCUCACCUCUAUUCCCAAUGGGCUCUUUGACAAUCUGAGGAGCCUCCAGGUGGUUUACCUGCAGGGCAACCCUUGGGAAUGCACCUGUGACAUCCUCUACUUGCGCUCCUGGCUCCAGUGGCAGCAGAACCGGAGCCUGUACAGGGAUGUGAGGUGCAGCUCCCCAGAGCACCUGCAGGGCCGCAUCAUUGCCUACCUGACAGAAGAUGAGAUCGUCUCCACGUGCCAGCACUGGUACUGCAGCCUGGCUCUGCUCUCUCAGCUCUCCCUCUUCAUCCUCCUUAUCCUCCAGGGUAUCUUGGUUAUCCUCAUCGUUGUCUACCUGCACAAAUUUCGGAGAAUGACCGCUGAAGUCCGGAGCACCACCCAAGAACUAGACCACCAGGUGGACCCUUGGGCAUCUUCUUCAAUAAACCCCUCCAAUAAGGAUUAACAUCACGAGACAGAAGACCCUUCUCCCUUCUCCCCCAGAGGACCCCCAGCGUCCUUUGGGGGAUGCUGUGCCCAAGUCCUGUAGUUUGUGAUACCCAGAGGGGACAAUUUAGUAUGACAUCUAAUCCUGACUGCAGUCUGAAGCAGGACUUGAACUGAUCAGACUUUUUCUGUGUUCCUAAAGAAUCAAUCUCAUGCUUUUUCAAUGCUUUAAAUUCUUUAGCGUGAUCUUGGCUGCUUGUCUGAGCUGGAAGUGUUCAGUAGACUAAGGAAAUCAUAAAUUACAGCGACCAGAACUGACUCUAACAGCUCAUAGGGGCUCCAGUGCUAGAUCCCUCCCCUCCUACAGUAUUCCAGCCAUAUUUCCCAGGAUGCUUCUGGUUGUGCUGGGUCAGGUGAGGACAGAGGUGGCCAGCAAACUGUUUGAGUUCUGAACUAGGACAAUGGAGAAAUAGUUUCCUUCUGCCACCACAGACAGCAUUAAGAGCUUUGGACUAGGGUUUUAGUCUUCUCCUGCCUUGGUUUCCCAAGUAAGAGGGAAAGGAAAUAUCUUCUUGCUUAAUGCAUCUUUUCCAAUGUUCUUCUAGGGGAGGAGGGUAUGUCUAAAAGCCCACUCAUCUUACCUUAUCUGCUUCCCUUUUAGUCUACUAUAGUUUUAAUACUGACUGAAUUGAGUGAAACUGGGGCCCUGAAUCUUUAUGAGAAAUUCAUCCUGAAGACAAGAAUUGUUUGACUGUGCCUGUAUGGUGCCUGGCACAAGAGAUCUGGUCUUGAGAGACUCAAACUACAAACCCCAAUGAUGUGCCUACUGCUGUUUAUGGUGUCCCUUAAUUAUUUUUGAAAUAAAGCAAAAUUUAAAUAAAAUUAUGCAUGAUGAUGUAAA
This is a messenger RNA of Serinus canaria (Common canary), 1819 nucleotides long. It is a transcript of the gene GP1BB, whose product is annotated as glycoprotein Ib platelet subunit beta. The transcript has 2 exons. The record is from RefSeq and is a predicted model, not a curated record. Bases 326 to 937 code for a protein of 203 amino acids. NCBI's taxonomy places the organism in Eukaryota, Metazoa, Chordata, Aves, Passeriformes, Fringillidae.